AUCCAACGGAUUCAUCAUAAUCAAAUACGAGGAACAUCUUUCAUACACAAACCCAACUGACAAAACUUGAUCCCUGAGUUGAGUAAACCUUAGUUUACGGUAAUAGUUCAUACAUAUAUUAUAUACUAUAUGUCAUCUUGAUCAUCUUGUAGAAGAUCAAGAAAAUUAAUGGCAGGCAAGAAAGCAGCGUUGCAGUGUUUGUUCAACAGAGGUAUUAACAGGAGCAAGGGGAUUAUUACACGUGGUUUUUCUGGCAGCCCAGAAGGCUUACCAGCUUCUUCCUCUUCUUCUCACCAUCUCAUCACUUUAGAAUCUCAGCGCAGUGCCCACAACUACCAUCCUAUUCCGGUUGUAUUUUCUCAAGCAAAGGGAUCAUCUAUUUGGGAUCCUGAAGGAAACAAGUAUCUUGAUUUUCUCUCUGCUUACUCAGCAGUUAAUCAAGGACAUUGUCAUCCUAAAAUAAUGAAAGCACUAGUAGAACAAGCAGAAAAGCUCACCCUCAGCUCUAGAGCCUUUUAUAAUGAUCAAUUUCCAGUAUUUGCGGAGACCCUAACUAGCAUGUUUGGAUAUGACAUGGUGCUACCAAUGAACACAGGUGCUGAAGGUGUAGAAACAGCUUUAAAAUUAGCAAGGAAAUGGGGAUAUCAGAAGAAAAAGAUUCCUAAAGAUAAGGCUAUCAUUGUGUCAUGUUGUGGUUGCUUCCAUGGGCGAACAUUGGCAGCUGUAUCAAUGAGCUGUGACAACGAGGCAACCCGUGAGUUUUGGCCUCUGUUACCUGGGCAACUAAAAGUUGACUUUGGAGAUAUAGUUUCACUUGAGAAAGUAUUUAAAGAAAAAGGAGAUCAGAUUGCAGGAUUUCUAUUUGAACCCAUUCAAGGAGAGGCCGGGGUUAUAAUUCCUCCAGAUGGGUACCUUAAAUCUGUCAGAGAUCUAUGCUCAAGAUAUAAUAUUUUAAUGAUCGCAGAUGAGAUACAAAGUGGUAUUGCUCGGUCAGGAAGAAUGCUGGCUUGUGACUGGGAAGAAGUUCGGCCUGAUGUUGUAAUACUUGGAAAAGCAUUAGGGGGAGGAGUGAUACCUGUAAGUGCAGUUCUAGCGGACAAAGAUGUUAUGCUCUGCAUACAGCCUGGAGAGCAUGGAAGCACAUUUGGAGGAAAUCCUUUAGCAAGUGCUGUUGCCAUUGCAUCAUUGGAGGUCGUCAGGGAUGAAGGACUUGUCGAAAGAUCUGCUCAAAUGGGUGAACUGCUUAGGCAGCAAUUGUUGAAGAUCUGGCAGCAGUAUCCUGACCUUAUUAAGGAAGUUCGUGGAAAAGGUUUAUUUAACGCUGUAGAGCUUAAAAGCAAAGCUUUAUCUCCCAUCACUGCUUAUGAUAUAUGUCUGAAACUGAAGGAGAGAGGAAUUCUUGCAAAGCCUACUCAUGAUUCAAUUAUUCGUUUGACACCCCCUCUCUGCAUGAGCCCGGAAGAGCUUCAGGAAGGCUCAAAGGCUUUGCAGGAUGUUUUGGAACAUGAUCUACCAAAGAUGCUGCGAGAGAAACCAAAAACAGUCUCCCAUAUAACUCCUAGUACAUGUGACCGUUGUGGACGUGACUUGUAUGGCGCUUCAUGAAUAUGUUUGAAUUACUAUUCUUCUUUGCUUUGUAUACCCGAUCUGAUAAUGUAUGGUACACAAGACCCAUGUCUCUCAAGUAUUAAUAAUAAAAUGUUGAUACUAUCUA
Daucus carota subsp. sativus is the source of this 1714-nucleotide messenger RNA. Its product is annotated as ornithine aminotransferase, mitochondrial. Gene Ontology annotation, molecular function: L-ornithine transaminase activity; identical protein binding; pyridoxal phosphate binding. The record is from RefSeq and is a predicted model, not a curated record. The transcript has 10 exons. The coding region runs from base 169 to 1605 and encodes 478 amino acids. Gene Ontology annotation, cellular component: cytoplasm. Lineage: Eukaryota; Viridiplantae; Streptophyta; Magnoliopsida; Apiales; Apiaceae.